Molecule: messenger RNA, 2692 nt
Organism: Anneissia japonica
Lineage: Eukaryota; Metazoa; Echinodermata; Crinoidea; Comatulida; Comatulidae
Product: protein LTV1 homolog
Exons: 10
Coding region: 113-1477 (454 amino acids)
Biological process (GO): ribosomal small subunit biogenesis; ribosomal small subunit export from nucleus
Cellular component (GO): preribosome, small subunit precursor; nucleus; cytosol
Source: RefSeq, a predicted model, not a curated record
UUCAUCAUCCGCUCGAGUUGGUAUUCGCUCGAAUUUGCAUGUUAGCUGCAGAGGCAGAGCGGUAAACACUGGUUAUUUUUCUGAUUCCGUUAUAUAUUUUUUUCCAUUAAAUAUGCCAGGAAAGAAGAAAAAGAAGUUUAUCGACAAGAACAAAUCAGUUAGUUUCCAUUUAGUUCAUCGCAGUCAAAAAGAUCCACUUCAAGCUGAUGAAGAAAGUUCCAAAUUUGUUCUACUUCAAACUGAAAAUCCAAAUGACAAGUCAAAGGAGGAUGUCAAACGUCAAAAGGAGGAAGAACGAAAAUUUGGAGUGUUCUAUGAUGAUGACUACAACUACCUACAACAUUUAAAAGAGAGUAAGCCUCAAGUUGAAUGGGUAGAAGUUUCAAAGCCAGGAGAAGAUGUAGAGAUUUUGCCAAAACUCCAGUUGCCAGGGUCGGUGUUCCCCUCAAGGACGGAAGAAGAUGUUGGAUUAUUGAAUAAAGCAGCUCCAGUGCAUGGUCCACUGGUAGACUGGGAUCCAGAUAUUGUAGCAGCUCUGGAUGGAGAUGCUGAUUUUGAUGAUCCAGGCAAUGAGCUUGAUGACGAUUUCAUGCUGCAAGCUAUGGCUGAGGGAGCCAAUGACAACAUGCAUGAUGAGUCAUCUGAUGACGGUGGGUCUGAGGAAGUCGAUGAUGCUUCAGAUGGGUGUUACAUGGAUGAGGAGGAUGACAGUUUCGAUGAUGACGACCAAUUCACGUUCAGAUCGGUUGAGACAAAAUCUCAUUUCACAAAUUACUCAAUGUCAUCAUCUGUGAUAAGACGAAAUGAGGGUCUCACGUUUUUGGACGAUAAAUUUGAACAGAUGUUUGAACAAUAUAAUGAUAUGGAAAUUGGUGCAUUGGAUCAUGAUGAAAUGGAGGGACACAUAGGAACAGAUAGUGCCAUUUUAAACCAAGUUUUAACAGAAUUUGAAAAAUCUCAGAAAAAGUGUACUAUAACAGAUCUUGAUGACUCAAGAGAUAAAAUCAUUGAUUGUGAAUCAGGUUCAGAUGAAGAGGAUGACCUUGAGAAAGUUGUGGUGGAACCCCCGAAAGAGAAAUGGGAUUGCGAAUCAAUAUUGAGCACCUACUCAAACUUGUACAACCAUCCAAAAAUGAUUACAGAACCAUCAAAAAAACAUAAUGAGAUCAAGCUAUCAAAGAAGAGUGGAAUGCCAUUGGACGUACUGGAUAAGAAAGGACCAACCAGGAAGCAGAUAGAGAAGGAGAUGAUAAUUGAGGAGCAGGUACCUACAACACAAUCACUGCCAGCAAGGAAAAAGGGUCAGAAAGAGUCUGUGGAGGAAAAACGACAAAGAAAAGAUGUAGUCAAGGCCGAACGAAAAGAAAGAAGACUUGCAAAGAAAGCCAAUAAAAUAGCUUUUAAAGAAGAAGAAAAACGGCAAGAAAAAAUCAUUUUAAAUCUACAACAAAACUUGAAAGGUGUUAAAAUGGUAUGAAUAUAAAACUAAUCAAUUCACACAAGAUAAAAUAUUACAUUGGAUGUGUGCAAAAUGUUGCCGAUUUCCUGAGAUAUUCCUACCAAGCGAAUACAAACCUUGCUAAAAGUUGUUACAAUUUGUGCGCAGUUAGUAAAGAAAUAUGCGAUGCCACAGAGUGAAUAUAAGCUGCACAUUGUAAGCAUGCACACAGGUCCUUCUAAAUAUCUCAGGAGUGUUACAGGCUUCUGUGAUAUAAGGUAUGUUUACAUGGACAUGGAUUUCGCUUUAUAACGCAAGGGAAAGGCGUAACAUAAAUACCCAGUACCAGUACCAUAAUAGGCAUUCACCUGGCACAGUUUAGUGAGGGAAUGUGUGACUUUCCUCUUGUGAAUCGGCGGUUGUAAGGCACAUGGUCGUGAUAUUUAUAUUCCUAUGAGGACUUUAAUCAAGAGAAGGGGUGCAACCUUUGUAAGGUGGACGUGGAUAUUGUAACAUCAUUGCUUUGUCAUUUGUUAUUGGCUGUCGUACAGAAGGUUGGUCUAGGUUGAUAGCAGUCAAAGCAGUAAACAUCCCGACCUGAUAUAUGUUGCCAGUUGGAAUAGUGUGUGCUUGGUCACUAUUAACCAACUCUACACAGGCCGAUAAAGCUUAGUUGAGAGCCUCGCAUGGAAAUAUCGGCCUUCAGUGAGAAUAAUCAUAGUAGAAGUUGUUUUCAGCUUAUCAAAUGUGUAUAAUGUAAUAACAUUUCUAUUCAAUUCAGAACAUUAUCAACCAAUUGAGGAUAGUGAAUGAAAAGUAAAAAAAUAUAUAUAUAUAUUAUAUAAUAGGCAUGGCUUUUAUUUUAAUGUCACUGUUUGUAGAUGAAAAAUAAAACAAUAUUUCAUAUGGAUUACUGUAAUUAAUUCUGGCCAGCAUUCACAUAAUGUGUCAAGCCAAGUUUAGUUUUUCCAAGGAAACAGCAGCCAUAUUUCGAGGCCUUUUGCUAACAGUUUACAAAUAAACCAAACAGAAACAAACUAAGACUCAUUAUAUUUCAACUUUUGUUUAUUUCUAUAAUAUACUGCUGCUUGUCUUUUUGACACAGGCUGACAUACUUUUACAACACAAUCAAAUAAAUGGUACAGUAGUUAUAAUAUUCACAUAAAAGCAUCCUUAUGUUAUUUAAACAUUUUUCACAGAAUAUUAACUAAAAUAAAGUGACACCAAAUUUUAAAUUUACAUCCAAGACACAAU